Molecule: messenger RNA, 906 nt
Organism: Phycomyces blakesleeanus NRRL 1555(-)
Lineage: Eukaryota; Fungi; Mucoromycota; Mucoromycetes; Mucorales; Phycomycetaceae
Exons: 5
Coding region: 76-723 (215 amino acids)
Biological process (GO): endoplasmic reticulum to Golgi vesicle-mediated transport; protein retention in ER lumen
Cellular component (GO): membrane; endoplasmic reticulum; cis-Golgi network
Molecular function (GO): ER lumen protein retrieval receptor activity
Source: RefSeq, a predicted model, not a curated record
AACAUUUCCUUCUCUGUAUUAUAGAACCCCCAAAAGAAGAACAAGUUUACCCACACCCGUAUAUACAUACAUACAAUGAACUUGAUUCGAUUGGUUGCAGACAUGAUGCAUUUGGCAUCCAUCAUCAUUCUCUUAUUGAAGAUUAAGAAAUCAAGAUCAUGUUCAGGCAUAUCCCUAAAAUCUCAAGCUCUUUAUGCAAUCGUCUUUCUCACACGGUACCUAGACCUCUUUACCGACUUUGUCUCAGUCUACAAUUCAUGCAUGAAGGCAUUUUUUAUUCUGUCUUCACUCUAUACGGUUUACCUGAUAAAAAUCAGAUACAAGCCAUCAUACGACGCGACACUUGAUACCUUUAGAAUCGAGUAUCUUUUGGGUGGAUCAAUUAUUCUUGGACUGGUGUUUACUUCCAAAUACACUAUAAUCGAAGUACUCUGGUCAUUCUCUCUUUGGCUGGAAUCUGUAGCCAUUCUUCCUCAAUUGUUCAUGUUGCAAAAGACAGGAGAAGCAGAGACGAUUACGACACAUUAUCUGUUUGCACUUGGUGCAUACCGCGGUCUUUACACAAUAAAUUGGAUUUAUCGUCAUUUUUAUGAAAAGCACUCCACUGAUUGGAUUGUGUGGGCAGCUGGUAUUCUUCAGACUGCGCUGUACAGUGAUUUCUUUUAUAUUUACUAUAAUAAGGUCAUCAAAGGUGCCAAGUUUGAAUUACCAAAAAUGGUCUAAUUGAAACAAACAAGAUAUUAUAUAUAAAAAAAUACCAAUUAUACUUUACAUACACAUUACUUGUAUAGUCGUGUAUCUAUAUACACCCACCCGCUCACUCACUCACGCUAAUAUAAAGUAUGUAAAUAAAAAUCUGGAACAACUGUUUUAUAAUCACGUCAAUAAACGAACAAUUCACCAACC